GGCCGGGACGCUCAUCCCAACCAUCAGACACAGCCAACAUGAAGUUCCAGCUUGUUCUGCUCGCCGCCCUCGUGGCCGUCGCCGUCGCCCAGAAGGACAAGAAGGAAACGUACACCACCAAAUUCGACAACAUCGACAUCGACCAGAUUUUGAAAAGCGACAGACUCAUCAAAAACUACUACAACUGCCUUAUGGAGAAGGGACCUUGCACCGCUGACGGAAAAGAGCUCAAAGAAAACCUCCCCGACGCCUUGAAGAGCGAUUGCUCAAAGUGCAGCGAAAAGCAAAAGGACGGUUCUGAUAAAAUCAUGAAAUACUUGAUCAAAAAUAAGCCUACACUGUGGGCUGAGCUGGAGAAGAAAUACGACCCCACUGGCGAGUACCGCAAGAGAUCCGGUCUGUAAGAACGCAUCACGAAACUGACGAUUUUGAUUGAAAGAUUUUGAUUUGGAAUAUACAAACAUACGCUCUCCGAUACAUGAAUAAAGUAUAAUUUUUAUACAAAACACAAAA
Messenger RNA from Neocloeon triangulifer, 513 nucleotides. Its product is annotated as ejaculatory bulb-specific protein 3-like. Lineage: Eukaryota; Metazoa; Arthropoda; Insecta; Ephemeroptera; Baetidae. The coding region runs from base 39 to 404 and encodes 121 amino acids. The record is from RefSeq and is a predicted model, not a curated record. The transcript is spliced from 2 exons.